Zeugodacus cucurbitae (melon fly) is the source of this 4015-nucleotide messenger RNA. RefSeq lists its product as uncharacterized. The coding region runs from base 128 to 3418 and encodes 1096 amino acids. NCBI's taxonomy places the organism in Eukaryota, Metazoa, Arthropoda, Insecta, Diptera, Tephritidae. The transcript is spliced from 9 exons. The record is from RefSeq and is a predicted model, not a curated record. Gene Ontology annotation, biological process: proteolysis. Gene Ontology annotation, molecular function: protein binding; serine-type endopeptidase activity.
UAAAAUAAAAAAUAAAAUUGUUUUUGGUGCAAGCGUUGUUUUCGCGUCAAUAUUAUUGCCUAGGCAAUAAACGUUUGAUGAAAUUUCUUCAAAGUUAAAUUUAAAAAAAUACAACAACAACAACAAAAUGUCGGAUAUAUAUUAUUGUAGUAAUAGUAAGAAUAAGCAAAAAUCAAGUGGGGAUAGCAAGAGUAGCUCAGCUGAAAAGUCUUCGAAAUCUGCAAGUGCCAAUGGUGUAAGCAAUAGCAACAACAGCAGCAACAACAACAAUAAUAAUAAUACUAUUCGAGAGAAUAACAACGUUUGCGGCAAACACAUUUCAAAUGGCAAAGCAAAUUGGAAUGCAAAGGGCAUUCAGAGCAAUCCUAGUGGACAUCGCGAUUCAACCGGAAAUGGCUUGAAUACACCAGCGCAGCCGCAAAAGGUCUUUCACAAUGCGCGUUGUGCACGUCACCACAAACCACAUCACAAUCAUAGCCACAACAGCAACAACAACAAUAACAAUAGCAGCAGCAACAACAGUAUUGCCAAUGGUAACAAUAACAACAAUAGCAGCAGUAAUAGCAACGGUGGUCUCGCGAAUGGCACGACACCAAAUGGUCUUACCGAUUUGUGUCAUCACCAAUUGGUCACUCCACCCGCACAUGGACAUGGACACAAUCACACACACACCAACGGUGGUGGCGGACAUCGAAGGAAAUCAGAAUCAGUACUAUCCACAGAUUCGGAUAUACGAUUCACGCGUCGCAAACUGGGCGAUAGUCAGAAGUGCGGUUGUGCUGUGAUAGCGGGAUUUCUAGUCGCGCUCCUAGUGGCCGGCGCUUUCGUUUAUGUUGGUUACACAUACUUCCGCCCUGAACCGCUGCCAGAUCGGACCUUCCGCGGCAAGUUUUUGGUCAUGAACGAUAAAUGGUCUAUGGAGUUGGCAGAUCAGAAUUCCUUGCGGUUUAAUCAUAAAGCGCGUGACUUCCGUGAGCGUAUUAAUUUGGUUGUAAAACGUUCCGAUUUACGUGAGGCUUACGAAGGCAGCGAGAUACUGGCUUUGGAUGGCACGGAGGAUACCAAUGAGGUUGUUGUACAUUUCAAUCUUAUUUUCGACCCAUAUGCUGGGCUGGUAUCGACUGCCGAUCUCUUGGCACUCUUCGCUGAGGAGAUUACCGCGCCGAAUCGCAAAUAUUUCGCCAAUAUGACUGUUGAUCCACAGAGUCUAACCAUCAAAGAAGUUACUGGUCUCAUUGAAGAACCCAUUAUGUCUUCUUCACCACUGGGCGGCGAAGAUGAGACUACCGAGAUAAUUACGACUACACCUAAACCACCGCGUCGUUGUGAACCACUCAAAUUGAAUUACUGCCGUUCGAUCGGUUAUAAUAUCACAACAUAUCCAAAUUUCUUGGGCCAUCAUUCGUUUGAGGAAGUUCAAGCGGACGUGAUUGCUUUUCGCGAAUUAGUCGAUGCGGAGUGUUUUCGUGAGGCUUUCGAUUUUGUUUGUCGUUUACUGCAGCCACCUUGUGAUACACAUGGUUCAUUCGAACCCACGCCGGGCGUCAUGUGUCGCGAAUAUUGUCAGCUCUUCAUGAGGGGUUGUGGUAGUCGUUUGCCGGCACGUUUCAAGCGUUUUUUCGAUUGUGAAACUUUCCCGGAAUCGACGGGCAUACAGAGUUGUCAUCAUAAGCCGCAUUGCGCACACGAUUUGCAAAAUAAUGCACAAAGUCCGCGUUUAUGUGACGGUUUUGUGGACUGUCCCGAUUUCUCUGAUGAACGCACCUGUACCUUCUGUACGGGAAAUUCCUUAUAUUGUGGUAGAGGACGCGCUUGUGUGUCACGUAAGGCGCGCUGCGAUGGCAAAGCGGAUUGUCCGGAUGGUUCGGAUGAAAAAGAUUGUCUUGCAAUAGCACCACUGGCUGCUGAUCUCUUAAAACCAGAGCCAAUGGUGCCAUAUUUACCACGCUUCCACUCAGAAGGUUUCGCGGUAUUUUCUGAAAAAGGAGUUGUGGGGAAAUUGUGCGCAGAAGGCCUCGAGGACGAUAGUAAAUUGAUAGUACGUCAAACUGUGGCAGAAUCUCUUUGCAAAUCUCUCGGCUAUGAAUCUGUCGACAUAUUUGAAGUGCGCAACGAUACCGAACAAGUAGAAGAUUACGUGCGUGUGCUGGAUCCCCACGCGCCAGAGAUAUCUUUCAUACGCACUCAUUGUCAGAAGCGACGGGUACUCUACGUGGGCUGUGGUGAGUUACAGUGUGGUGUGCAGUCUGUAUUAUCGCCGAAACAACAUCUGUCCUUACCAAAGAUGUCCUCACCUGGUGAUUGGCCUUGGUUAGUGGCGCUUUAUCGCGAGGACAUACAUGUGUGUGACGGAACACUGAUAUCUCGCGAUUGGGUACUCACAACCGAGUCAUGUUUCCAAGGACAACCACGCGCCACUUGGAUGGCCAUAUUCGGCGCCGUGCGGCUUUCAUCGAACGCACCAUGGACUCAGCGUCGUCGUAUCAUUGGUUUGAUAAAGAGCCCCGUGGAAGGAUCGACAGCGGCAUUAAUUCGACUUGAGACACCAGUUAAUUUCUCUGAUCAUGUGCGACCUAUAUGCCUACCCGAUGAACUGCAACGCAAACAAGAUCAACUGGCGAAACGACGUGCUUUUGUUCCCAAAGCUGAGCGUCUAGAAGGCAAACGUCCACUGCCGAAGGUGUCGCCAACGCCCAGUGCUGUGCAACGUCGUUUAGCAGAAUCACAAAAAUUCUUUGUCUCACCGGCGGUGGAGCAGGACUCAGUUGACGCAAACAGCGGAGGUAGCAGCUCAGAAAAUAGAGAGGAAUAUUCACGCUCUGAUUUUGAUCACUCCGAAGCGGCCGCCUCACAAAUGCCACGUGCUGAGGCGCUCACCCAGAUGGUGGAGCAAAAAAUCAAUGAAUAUCCGCUGCCAGAGAGUGCGCCACAAGUGCAUUAUUACAGUGGUGCUGGCGCACCCGCUAGCCGUUAUGCGUCAGUGCCUGUUGCGGCGGGCGGUACUGCUGCUGCGAUAGGUCGAACGCCGAUAGGUGGUGUGAAUAGUAAGUUGCCAGCUGCGCCGCCUAAAGUUGAGGAAAUCUGGACGAAUUGCAAUACACUCGGUUGGUCCAGACAACGUGAUCAUCUGCAGCGCGUACAGCUGAAAAUCGGUGAUAUGGCACCAUGUGAGAAUAUUUCCAUAGCAACGGUAAACAGCAUGUGCACCGAGGCGACCUAUCAGAAGCACGAUUGCACGCAAGAAGAGUACUCUGGUGCGCCUGUGCAGUGCCUCAUACCGGGCACAAAUCAAUGGGCAUUGCUGGGUGUUUCAUCCUGGCGUAUUGCUUGUGGACCAAGUGGCGUCGAGCGACCGAGAAUGUAUGACAAAAUCACCUCGAAUGCGGCAUGGAUACGGGAGAUACUAAGUGCAGCGUAGAAACGUUCAAGCAUAACGGUACCUGUCUGGGAGUGGGUUUCAGCGUGGACACAAAAAAAUAACAAAUAUUAAAGCUAAAACUAAAAUUUAAGUAACAUUUAAGGUAACAUGAAGCUAAAUAUUUCCUUGAUACAUUAUGUAAUUAGUUUAAUUAAAAAAUUAUGAACAUACAAUAUACAUAUUACAUAUACUCAAAUAUCUAAAUUCAUAAAUUUCGUAAAAGUUAUGAUUGCAUGUAUGUGAAGCUAAAUUUUUGUUAUAAUUUAAAAUUUUUAUAUUUUAAAAAUUCAUUAUUUUGUAUGUUUUGUACGUCUAAUUGUGUGAGUGUAUUUCCUUCGUUUAUAUUUUAGAUGCAAUUUAAUGCAUUUAAAUUAAAAUUAGUUUUAUUUACAAAAUACGUAAAAUUAAUAUUAUAUUAACUAAUUUCAUAAAAAGUACAUUUGGUGUAGUUUCGUAGUGUUUUAGUGUAAAUUUUAAGUAUCGAACUUUUUGCAUUACAAUCACUUGCAUACUAAAUUAUGAUUAACUUUGUAAAUUAUUUCAAUGAGAGUAUAAACUAUGAUAUACUUAAAAAUAUGCAUGUACAUUCCCUUUUAU